This is a messenger RNA of Olea europaea var. sylvestris, 1281 nucleotides long. Its product is annotated as dihydroceramide fatty acyl 2-hydroxylase FAH1-like. Bases 273 to 986 code for a protein of 237 amino acids. The record is from RefSeq and is a predicted model, not a curated record. Gene Ontology annotation, cellular component: membrane; endoplasmic reticulum. The transcript has 7 exons. Gene Ontology annotation, biological process: lipid biosynthetic process; fatty acid metabolic process. Lineage: Eukaryota; Viridiplantae; Streptophyta; Magnoliopsida; Lamiales; Oleaceae. Gene Ontology annotation, molecular function: fatty acid 2-hydroxylase activity; iron ion binding.
UCUGCCAGACUGGCAAUCGUUUAGAAUCCAACGUGAAUAUCUGCUGGCGAUUCCCUCAUAAUAUUUUUGAAUUGUAACCACAAAUAUUAUUUUAAAAACAUAUAUAUCCAAUCAAGAAUCGUGAGAUGAUUAACAGCACUUUUGAAAUUUGAAUACAACACAGUGGUGCUGUACUGGGUUUAGGGUUCUUUUGUUGGUGGUGGGUUGAUCUUCAGAGUGAGAGUACUUACUGAAAUUAACAGAUCUCACCAGCAUUAUACUGGUUAGCCAAGAUGGUUGCACAAGACUUCACUGUGGACUUAAGUAAACCUCUUGUCUUCCAGGUUGGCCAUCUUGGUGAAGCUUAUCAGGAGUGGGUUCACCAGCCAAUUGUUAGCAAGGAAGGCCCUCGGUUUUUUGAAAGUGAUUUUUGGGAGUUUUUGACACUCACAGAGUGGUAUGUAAUUCCCCUCAUUUGGCUCCCAGUUGUUGGCUGGUUCAUCUUAAAAUCCAUUCGAAUGGACCUUACAAUUCCUCAGGUGGCACUGUUUAUGGCAUUUGGCAUCUUCAUUUGGACAUUGCUAGAAUACACUUUGCAUCGUUUCCUUUUCCACAUCAAGACAAAGAGCUACUGGGGAAACACCAUUCAUUAUCUUAUUCAUGGUUGUCAUCAUAAGCACCCAAUGGAUGGUCUACGCCUUGUCUUCCCUCCAGCUGCAACUGCUAUUCUCUUGUUGCCAGUCUGGAACUUGAUGAAUUUUUUAGCUACUCCUUCUACUGCUCCUGCUAUGUUUGGAGGUGGUCUACUGGGUUAUGUGAUGUAUGAUAUAACCCAUUACUACUUGCACCACGGACAGCCAACCAGUGAAGUACCUAAAGGACUCAAGAAAUAUCAUUUGAAUCAUCAUUUCCGCAUCCAGGAUCGAGGCUUUGGUAUCACUUCCCCACUCUGGGACAAGGCCUUCGGAACACUACCUCCAUUGAAAUUGGCUAAGAAGAAUAGAUGACUGUAAUGUGGAGAAGGCGUCUUGGAAGUUAUCUAUAAUCGAAAUAUUCUUGCUUCAGCCAUUGUGUACCGUCUGUCUUCUGAGCAAGUUUAGCCUAUUUGUCCUGUUCAACAUUUUUCUUUUAGGAAUUUGUAUAAAACAAACUGAUGAUCGUGUAUCAAGUAUAUCAUACUUGGUUACAUGAUUUAUUUUUGAUUAUUUUCACUGGACUACUUUUUUAGAUACUUGAUCAGCUUCUGCUAUGGUAUAUAGGCUAUUUUUGAGCCCAUUUAUGGAGAAAAUAUAUUUUAUAUUA